Apis dorsata (giant honeybee) is the source of this 666-nucleotide messenger RNA. RefSeq lists its product as uncharacterized. The coding region runs from base 301 to 657 and encodes 118 amino acids. Lineage: Eukaryota; Metazoa; Arthropoda; Insecta; Hymenoptera; Apidae. The transcript is spliced from 3 exons. The record is from RefSeq and is a predicted model, not a curated record.
GACUCAUAAACAUUUCAUGCUCAGUGUAUUUCUUCAGUUCAAAGCAAACUAUCGUAGCAAUUCGAACAUAACAUAAUCUUGUUUUUAAUUUUAAUUGUCUCUAUUUCUUUUGUUUUUUCUUUUAUUAUGAACAAUAUGUAAUAAUAUUAAAUUUUUUGGUCAUCAAUAAAUUAUUUCCAAUUAGUGAAAGAAAGAAGAUCGAAAAUAACAAUAAACAGGAGAUCUUACUGGUAAAACGAGUUUUAGUUGCGUUUUAGAAAAUAAGCACAACUUCAUUCGAAAAAACUUCAGACAGAAACGAUGGAUUUAGUCUACGUUCCUGAAGUCUUGACUUAUGGUUUCUUAAGGAUUCCUCAAUACCGAGAUUAUGAGCAACCGUGGAAUAAAGAUUAUUUUAAUAGUGGAAAAUCAACACAAAUUUAUUCUCAACGUUUAUUGCAACAUCACGAGCAGAAGACAUUUUCAAAAGAAAAUUGUUAUUUAUGUCGAGAAAAUAAAAGAAGAAUCCUAGCUACUUAUAUAAAGGGAAAAUUGCGAAGAAAUUCUUGUCAAGAAAUUCAUGAAGAAGAAGAAGAACAUGAUAACACAAGUAUAAAAGAAACGACUUUGAACAUCGAUAAUAAAAUGAAAAAAACUUCAAAAAACAAUGAAUGUUAAGAAGUUAAU